Molecule: messenger RNA, 2113 nt
Organism: Mercurialis annua (annual mercury)
Lineage: Eukaryota; Viridiplantae; Streptophyta; Magnoliopsida; Malpighiales; Euphorbiaceae
Product: RNA polymerase sigma factor sigC
Exons: 7
Coding region: 254-1840 (528 amino acids)
Biological process (GO): regulation of DNA-templated transcription; DNA-templated transcription initiation
Molecular function (GO): DNA-binding transcription factor activity
Source: RefSeq, a predicted model, not a curated record
CAAUGACGAGAAAAUAACAGAAAUUGAUUUUGAAGUUUUGGACGUUUUCACUCUAUUACUUUGUCUGUAGACACAUUUAACUACGAAGAUGAAGAACCGGUGGUGUAGAGAUGAUCACACUUUUCACUUUCAAUUACGUACACCAAUUCCAUUCACUCUUCUUUUUUUUACUCCUUAUCAUUUUCAUGGACUCUUCUUUUCCAUUUCUUCUUCCUUUUUCCUGCUUAAAAACUAUAAUUAACCAAACUAAAUUAUGGGUUUGGGUUUUAGACUCAAUCUAAAGCCGGGUUUUCCUUUUCUCUCUCAAUCUCUCUCUAAUUCGCCUUCCAGACUCUCUUCGUCAUCAUCUUCUGUUAAAGGCAGGGAGGGUUUCAAGACAUAUGUUUAUUCGUCUGCAGUUCAAAUUAUUGAGAAUGAUUAUUCUCAAACUGAAGGGUUUAAGGUGAAUGUUGGCAAGAGAUCUAAUUCUCACUGUGGAGGCAUAGGUGUGAUUGAUGAUGGUGAAGUUUAUGUUAAAGAGAAGAUUUUGAGGUAUAGUUUGUUGUUGGAAAAUCUUUAUAGUUUAGAGGAGUCAUUUGCUGAUUCGGAUGCAUUGAAGUUAGAAAGGGAUAUUCUGCAACAAUUAGGAAGGCUUGGAGCAUUGAAAUUAUUUAAUUCUUGCCUAAUAAGCACCCUUGAAAUCACAAAUGUUGCGGAUUUAUCGGAUGUUCGCGCUGAAAAUAUGGGCGAAUGUAGAGUAGGAGGUAGACAAACUAAUCAUGUGAAUGAGGAAGUUAUUAUUCGCUCAACGAAGAAGGAACAACGAAAAUCUAGAAGAGAAAGAGCUGUAGUGAAAAAUGAACGUAAAGCUGCUUCUUUGGCAUUAUGUUCGAAACCUAUUGCUUGCGGAAAGCUUAUGGUUUCUUCUGUUAAGAAAGUGUCCAACUCAAAGAGUAGGAGGUUGAUGAUUGCUAGAAAUGAGGCGGAAAUGGCGAAAGGAGUCAAGGUGCUUGCAGGCUUGGAAAAGAUCCGAGCAAUUCUUGAAGAAGAAAGUGGACAAGCAGUCGGCAUGAGUUGUUGGGCUGAAGCAGCUGGGCUUGAGCUGAAGGUGCUUCAGCAUCAAUUGAGUUUUGGUUGGUAUUGCAGGGAUGAGCUCGUCAAGAGCACUCGUUCCUUAGUUCUAUAUUUCGCUAGAAAUUAUAGGGGUAUGGGAGUAGCUUUGGAAGAUCUCCUUCAGGCUGGAAAUAUGGGAGUCUUGCAAGGUGCAGAAAGAUUUGAUCACACAAGGGGAUACAGAUUCUCUACAUAUGUACAAUAUUGGAUACGCAAAUCAAUGUCAAGGAUUGUGUCGCGACUUGCUAGAGGGAUCCAAAUUCCUUGCACACUAAGCCGGGCAAUAAACCAGAUAAAGAAAGCUCGAAAAGCAUUAAGCACCAGCCACGGUAAAUACCCAGAUGACAAUGAAAUUGCCAAGUUCACAGGUCUUUCUCUGGCUAAAAUUGAAUCGGCUAGCAGAUGCCUCAGAGUUGUGGGUUCUAUUGAUCAGAAAGUCGGAGAGUCUUUCAAUGCUAAAGUCUUGGAAUUUAUCCCUGAUACAUGUGUUGAGAGUCCUGAAGGAGUUGUUUUAAGGCAACACAUGAUACAAGACAUACACAAACUCUUAAGAGAGUUGGAUCCUAGAGAGAGGCAAGUAUUAGUUCUUAGAUUCGGAAUCAAGGAUUAUCAACCUAAGUCACUUGAGGAAAUUGGGAGGCAUUUCCAUGUCAGCAAAGAGUGGGUGAGGAGAUUACAGAAUAAAGUUUUGACAAAACUUAGGAAUGAAGAAACUCGCAGGAAUUUAAGACACUAUAUUAAUUCUUAGUCUCCUACAAUUCCCUGGUUUUUGAGUAGGGGUUGAAAAUUUUGAGUCAGGUGAUGUUGGCUUGUUGAAUUUAUACAGUAGAAUUUUUCUUUUUGGCCUCAUAAGUCAUAAGUAUAUAAUUUUAUUCCUUUAUAUUUCAAAUAAGUGCAUCUUUAAAUUCCAACUUCUGUUUUUGCUUAGCACAUGUAUAUGUGAAGAAUUCAUCAGGUAUUUUGAUUGUAUUGGACUUUCAGGAUAUCAUAUUCUUUGAAUGACACACUGAUGUUCUGUAAA